GCAGACAACAAACAAACAGACAGACAGACAGACUGUGGCACUCAGCUGGACAACAGUGGCUAUCACCUGCUGACCUGCAAAACAGGUGAAUGGCCAGUUUGGUCCCAUGCCACCAUUGCUGCUACUUGGAAAGAUUGCCUUCGCAAUGUACAGGCACACUUCAAGCGAGAACCAAGACAUCUUCAUUCUAGCUCUGAUUGUAGACUUGAUCUUGUGAUGUUUGACUCAGCUUCAGGGGCUAAUGAUGAAUUAGAUAUUGCACUAGCUCACCCUUGGAGCUCAGAUACCUUCCCCAUGUCAGCUGAGAUUGAUGAAGCAGCAGCCAAGUGGCGAGAAGAGAGAAAGAACUCCAGAUACAAGAAAGAGAGACUUCCUGGUGGCACGUCUGUUUCCCUGAUUCCUUUGGUCUUGGAGCACUACGAAAGAUGGGGCAAAGAGGCAUGGAAGUUCCUUCAAAAGUUGGCAGAGCAGUCGUCAGAUGAAUUUGGUCGACCCAAUCCUUCAGAAUUCUUAGAUUUUUGGAGGAAAAGAUUUGCAAUCCAACUGCAAAGAUGUAAUGCCAGCGUCAUCAGAAGAAAAGCGUCGGCACUCUGUGCAAAUGACGAAUUUAAACUGGACUCUAGCAGCACCCAGGUUUUCAGCCAUUAGUUGGUUGCAAGCUGGGUAGUAACAUAAUUCUUUAGCUGCUAUGUGUACACAUGUGCAUUCUCAUGUAGCAUGCAAACUUCACUUUUUUGCCUUUGGCUGAUAUGUAUUAUAGUUUGAUGUUUGAAAUAUAUGUAUAGACAGACAGACAGACAGAAAGACAAACAGAUAAAGACAAACAACCUAAAAGUUAGCUUCGCCUUUGGUUAUAAAGUCCAUCUCUAGUAUGUGUCUGCUAUUACAGCACAUAGCAAUUGCAACGAAAGCCAACCUCUCACAAAGACAAGCAAGCAGACAGACAAACUGACAGACUGACUGUUACUCAUCCGUACAGCC
Molecule: messenger RNA, 981 nt
Organism: Corticium candelabrum
Lineage: Eukaryota; Metazoa; Porifera; Homoscleromorpha; Homosclerophorida; Plakinidae
Exons: 1
Coding region: 217-648 (143 amino acids)
Source: RefSeq, a predicted model, not a curated record